UCGUUCAUCGUCUUUCUUCAUUGGCUUAUACUAGGUUUCCGGCGACCGUCUUCUCUUCCCAAAGGCUUCAACCUCUGAUGCGCGUCCCCGUCCUUCCUACCGUUCAACAAGAUUCAAUUUUUAUCUUUUCUAUUUCUUUAAUCUUCGGCUCAAGAGCUUAUUAAUGGGGAAACCAACUGAGGAACUCGCCGCUCCGAUUAAAACCCAGUUCCCGGAAAGCGAUGACGACGACGAGGAGCUCUCUUCAUCUUCUUCAGAAGAGGAAGAGGAUGAAGAUCAAGAGGAGGAAGAGGAAUUAGAGAGAGAACUUGCGGAUGUUACGUUUGAGGAGCUGCAGAAAGCUAGGUCUAAUGGGCCGGUAGAGGUCACUUGCAAAAAGCCAGUUAGUAGGUUUCGAGAGGUUAUUCAAGCUCCUAAGAAGGUGGUACGUGAUCCUCGCUUUGAGUCGUUGUGUGGUACGCUUAAUGUGGAAGGCUAUAGGAAAAGGUAUGAUUUCCUCUACGAGAGCAAUCUUCCAGCUGAAAAAGAGGAACUAAAGAAGCAGCUAAGGAAAUCCAAAGACCCGGUAGUCGUCGAUCAAUUAAAGAAUCGAGUAGCUUGGAUUGACAAGCAGCUAAAGUUUGACACGACAAAACAAGUGGAAUCAUCGAUUCUCACCGAACACAAGAAGAAAGAGAGGGAGGCUGCAAAGCAAGGCAAACAACCGUUUUAUCUCAAGAAAUCUGAAAUUAAGAAACAAAGGCUCGUCGACAAGUAUAACAAACUCAAGGCAACCGGAAAGCUUGAAUCUUUCAUCGAGAAACGGAGAAAGAAGAAUGCUUCGAAGGACCACAGGGGCGAGAACGCAAAGAAAGGUAGUAGAAGACGCAAAAUAUUAAAUAUCCAGUUCUCCAAAUCUGAACAGAAAUACGUGGCUUGUCCUAGCACGACACGUGUCCCUGCUGUCCUUUUCGUUGCAGUGAGCCGGUCACCUAGGGAUAAAAGAGAGAUGGCAUCAGAGGCAUUUUUGGACUCCAAUUAUCUCUUCGCAAUGCGUUGCAUGGCAUCAGCGCAGGCCACGGGAGAUUUGAUGCAGUCUAUGAAUUCUGGGAACACGCUGCAGAAAGAAGGGCAUUUCCAAGAUGCAGUGGCUUCCUUCCUCAAUUCGUCGUCAUGUGGCGACAUUCCUGGUUCUUCCACCACCAGUGACUCCUCCAUUGUGCAGCAAGAGUCACAUUUGACCCAGAACCGAGCACAACCAUCUAAAAGAAAACAACAGCAAAGUGGCACAUCUCAGCCUAGAUUACCGAAAAAGAAGAAGUCAACCAUUGACCCCAACAAAAGGGAGCAGCUCCAUAAUCAAAGUCAGGCACACAGAAGAAACAAAACCGGACCUAGACAAGACACUGCUCUACUACAACAGCAAGCUAUGCAGCAGCUGUUACUGCAGAAUCCGGUUUCUUUGCAGUCACAAGGUCAUCAUAGUCCCCUCGUAGAGACUUUACCUCACAGGCAGCGGAGAACUUUUCAGCCAACGCAAGAACUACAUGAAGGAGUUGACUUAAAGCAACAGCAGCAGAAACAAGUAAAGGAAUACCUUCAACAGCUCGCAGUCAGACGUACACAAUCACAUCCACCUGCUCAGCUGUUCAACGCCAAUAGCAAUGAUAUAUCAUAUUGGAGGAAGUUUGUGGCAGAAUAUUAUGCUCCUUGUGCCAAGAAAAGGUGGUGUUUGUCUUCUUGUGAUAGUGUUGGACGUCAUGCUGUUGGAGUCUUCCCCCAGGCAGCUAUGGAUGCAUGGUGCUGUGAGUUAUGUGGUUCUACAUCUGGGAGAGGUUUCGAGGCCACUUUUGAAGUGCUCCCUAGACUUAACAAAAUACAGUUUGAGACUGGGAUUACAGAUGAACUUCUGUUUCUUGAAAUGCCUCGAGAGUGUAGGCUUCCUUCUGGAUCAAUGGUUCUUGAAUAUGGAAAGGCUGUGCACGAGACUGUCUAUAACCAAUUCCAUAUUGUUCGCGAGGGUAAAUUGCGGAUCGUCUUUACUCCUAAUUUGAAGAUAUCAUGCUGGGAGUUUUGUUCAAAAGACCAUGAAGAACUUCUGCCACGGAGUUUGGUCACAUCUCAGGUUAAUGAUUUCCUCCGAACUGCGCAAGAAUAUCAGACAGCAAUUGAUGGUAGUGGACCAGGAAAGACAUUGCCUGAUUUUCAAGAAACUUGCCACACGUUGUUGGCAGCUGGAUGCAGCCUCGAGAAAAACUUGGAAUUGCAGCUUGCCGGUGACAUGGGCUUUCCAAAGCGAUACAUUCGUUGCUUGCAGAUCGCUGAAAUUGUCAACAGUAUGAAAGACUUGAUGACCUUCAGUUGGCAGAACAAAACUGGAGCUAUCGAGAGCUUGAAGAGUUAUACCAAGAAGUUCUCGCACACUCAGGUGCAAACCCAAGAGGAAUCUGACUCGCUAGCAAAGGAGACAAGUCAGCAAUUGUCAACUUCUCAUUGCCAAGGGACCAUGAAUAAGGGUAAAGGUGGAGCCUUUACAAACUCUGACCAGGAAGCUUUGUCCGAUUAUGGAAGCUACGGUAAAUUACUAAGUCAGGCAUCCAACUCAGCUAUGGGCAGACCCGGGGAACCCUCUUACAUAUACAAACAGUUCAAUCAAGGCCCAUACCCCAAACCACUCCGAGGUUCUCCUCCAACUGAAAGCAGCCUAGUACACGAGCAUAUUAUGAAGCUACUUCAAGGAACAAGCACUAAGAGCCAAACCCUUGGUUGGAGUGAGAGGGAAGUAGUAAACCAUACCAUCGAUGACAUGCUUGCUGGUUUGCCAACAAUUUCCAAUAACAUGGAUGCUUCUUGUUCAAGAAAUAGGCUGUCUUCUGAUGUUUGCGCUUCAACGGCUGCCACUUCAGGAGGAAGUAUACUUGCUGGUUUCCUGGGGAAGACGCGAAACAUUUGGGAAUCUUCCAGUGGUUAUGCAGAUCCAGAUUUCAUCAGCAGCAACAAAGGAAGAAAUUCUCUUGAAAGGUUUGGUCCAUCCAAUGAACAUGACUUGUUCCGGAAGUUGCUCGAGAAUGGAACGUCUAAUGGUGUUUUUGGGGACUCCAUGAGCUUUGGCUGGAAGUGAUAAAGCAUAGCGCUGUCCUGCCCUUUUUGCUUAGUAGGAACUCCAGUGAAGGUAUACUCUGAAAGUUUUAUGAAAAAAUGCUUCAAAUAGUUUGAUCUGAUUAAGAAUAUUUUAGGAACCUUUUCCGCAGAAGUACUAACUUAGAUGUGGAAGAAUAGAAUGCUGUUGUACAUGGUUCUUAUUUGGUGCACAAAACUGUAAAUCAAUAGCAUCACAACAGUUAGAUCUUCAGAAAUGGAAGUUCUUUUCUCCAGUAAUAAAAGGAACUGAAAGAAUUACAUUGUAUGCGACCGAUAAACUGACAAAGAAUACAAAACCGGAAUAUACACAUUGCUCUACUUGAACACAUAUAUGACACAAGAGAUGAUGAGCUAUUUCUUCUCCUAAAACGAUCUUCUCUCGCUGCUACUAUUAUCAAAAGGUAUGAAUCCGCCUCAAAAAUGCUUCAACCUUUCUCUAAAUUUACUAGGCAAUACAAGUACAGUGUCCAAACACAGACCUCCCUUUGUGUGUGUACAAUCGAUCUGUGUCAUCGAGAACUUAAGCUUCGUCAUUGAAGCAUCGUUAUCUUUGUGGACGACAAAAUCACCAGCAUGGUACAAGUUCCACUUCCCGGUAUCAUUCAAGAACCGCUGUGAAGAUGCAUACUGACCGUUGGAAGUCAGUUCAAACCGAACUGGUUUUUUGUCCCAACCAUGGACAUGCUCAGUGUUGCAGAUCCUCCGACCAAACCUCUUAGCAGUUCGACCCAGCUGUAGCCUGAAGAACAGACUGUAGGUGCCUGCUGGGAAUGGGAACUCGAACUCUCCACCAACCUCAAACCACCAUAUCUGCUGAAGAUAGGCAACAGAGGAGAAUCUUGAUUCCUCGGUUGGAAUGUGGUUCCAGUAUCGUCGAUCAUCGAUGCCAGUUAUCAUUAAGCCCUUGGAUGCAAGAGAUAGACAGACACCGCCAGUCGUCUUAUCAAGCCACACUUUCUGCACAAACAUCAAUAGUAUUGGCAGCGCAAAGUCUGGUGUAAAUCUCUCUCUUGCUAAUCCUCUUCCCAUCAGCGUCUUCAACGCCCAACACUCUCUCCAUAAGGGCCCGAUAAUUCUCCGGCAACUUGGACUCCCAGACGAAAUCAGCCCAAGACGCGCCGCGACACGCCCUGUUGAGCGUCGCCAGCUUGCAAAUCUCGACGGGAUCCAAAUUAGCGAGAAUCGGCGCCACGCAGCUCUCCGGCAAGUCUCCCAGAGUCGGUCUCCGCGGCGGCUGUUGGAUUGGAACCGCGAAAGCGCCGAACAGAGAGCGAGCCGUCGCCGGAUCCAUGAAGAUCGAAGAGAUGUUAGCACCCAUCACGGCCCAGAGAAAGAAGAACACAGAGGGAAACCUAGAAACUUCGAUUCCAGGAGAGGGCUUUCCCAAUUAAUCCACGGAAAGGAAACACGGAAUCGACAGUCUAUGAAAUGAAGAGCGAAGCAGGCAGAACCAGAGGAGAGGUGGCAGAAGGUAGAGGAAUGGGUAUUUGUAGGCGAGACGCGUAUACAAAUGCGCAGAGAGACCCCGCACCCAAAAAUGAAGAAUUGUUUAAAGAAGAAAGGAGCAGAGAAGAAGCUUUUUGUCGCGGAUCGCCCUCUUGUUUGAGAAGGGGAUUUCAGCUAGGCUGUUUGUCUGUUU
Linum tenue is the source of this 4759-nucleotide messenger RNA. Lineage: Eukaryota; Viridiplantae; Streptophyta; Magnoliopsida; Malpighiales; Linaceae. The record is from the annotation of a GenBank genome assembly.